Messenger RNA from Notodromas monacha, 3692 nucleotides. NCBI's taxonomy places the organism in Eukaryota, Metazoa, Arthropoda, Ostracoda, Podocopida, Cyprididae. The record is from the annotation of a GenBank genome assembly.
GAUUACAAUCGAGUCGUGCUUGAGAAGCUGCCCGGACAGCCCGACUCUGACUACAUCAAUGCUUCGUACGUCGAUGUGAUGUGCGUGCAGUACUGGCCGGCUGCCAAGGGCCACGAGGAGGUGUACGGAGGCAUCGGGGUCACCGUUGUGCACGAAGAGCAGCUGGCGAAUUUCCUCAUCAGGACCAUCAGGCUGAGGAAGGACAAUUCGGUGACCGGACCGCGGUUUGGUGGACUGGGGAUUGGCGAGGCCAAGAACUGCCCUGGCUGGCGGUUAGACCGACCAGCGCUUGACAACCUGCGGGAAAGGGUGAUGAAGCAGUUUCACUUCACUGAAUGGACGUGUCACUCGUGUCCAUUCCCAAGUGCCCUGCUGGAAUACAGACGAAGGAUCCGACACUAUGUCAAGUUCUUAGGUGUUAGUCAAGCUGGAACUGGAGAAGGGAACACAGGCCCGGGUGCAGCAAACAACAGGAAGCCGUCUGUUGCUUCCGCAGCGGGUUCACCAGAGCACAACAGCUUGUUGAAACCCGGCACUGCAGCAUCGGGAUCAUCCUUGCAACUUGCGCAAUCUUCGCAAAAAUCUGGGUCCACGCAAAAUUUGCUCCCGCCCCCGAAUGCGUCCGGAAGAAGGUUGAGUUCCGUCGCUGCUUCUCAAGUUUACGUGCCGGGACCCGCUGAGGAACUCACUGGACCUUUGAUUGUUCAUUGCAAUGAUGGAGCUGGUAGAAGUGGAGUGUUUUUGGCGAUUGACGCCAACUUGUGUUUGUCGGAAGAAGACGGUGUUUUCUGCAUCUAUCCUUAUUUGAAAAAGAUGAAAAUGGCGAGAAAGGGACUAGUGGAAAGCAUGGACCAGUAUAAAUUCAUCUACGAUGCCUUGGAGGAAAGUGUGAUAUGCAAAAAGACCUGGUUCCCCGUGUGCGAGUUGAGUCAGCGUUUGAAAACCAUGUCGAUGAGAGACCCCAGGUCCAAGAUGAACGAAUAUCAAGAGCAAUUCUUGAGAAUUUCCAAGCUGGCCGCCAAGUUCUCCAUCGGUGAUUGCGCCGGUGGGCACAGACCUGAGAACAGGGAAAAGAAUCGAGAUGUGAUUAUUGUACCGCGGCUAUACGCGGCCGCGAGAGUACAUUGUAACGGAGUGGCCGAUCGUGUCGACGGUGGCCGAUUUCUGGUCGCUCGUGUACGAAUUGACCAGCGGAUAAUUACCGGCCUUACCUCACGUCAUUCCAAGGAAACGCUUGCACCGAUUACAUCAACGCAGUCUUCGUCGACACCAGCGAGCACAUGCUCUACGAAGGAGCCGCCGUUGUGGUGCUCUGCCAUCCUGAAGUGUCCUCGGUACGUUAAAAGUUACCCGUCGAGCAGGCAAUCUGGGUUAUUGUACGAGAAUAAUCCACGAGAGGUUAUGAUGUGUCCACACGUGAAUGCGACCUUGGAUAUUUCUAGAGGUUACACGAGGCCGAAAGAAUACGUAGUGACUGAAUGGCCGGUGAAGGAGAACGUGGUGCCCGACUUCUGGUCCCUGGUUUACGACCACGACUGCCCGGCCAUCGUGGUUCUUUGCACUCCGGAACGAUCCCCGGAUGAAAACUUCAACUACGGGGAAGAUGAUGAUGUUGAUGAUGUCCCAGUUCAAGGAUUGGCCUUUUUCCGAACGAAUCGGAUGGGAAAGCUUUUUUGGUGUCGACCUUAUUCGAACGUCAUUUGGUCAGCAGUCGAGUCUCGUUAUGUGCUUCAGGCCUUAUUUGAAUCACUUUUGUAUCAGAUAUCGCGUGAAUAUUCUCAUUGGUGUAGGAAGUCGUCCAGGUCCCGGAAAUAUGGCAACGUUUUCACCUUGGAUAUGAUUAGCAAACAAGAUUAUCCCAAUAUUCGUUCUUGGAUUUUUCGCAUCAACAAAAAGAUUGUGUCGCUGACAGAACUGAUGGCUGGAGUGAAAGCAGAGCCCAAGACUUGUCAGCUUUUCCAGCUCACUUGCUGGCCCGAGGGUCACAAAGUUCCGCUGUCGACGAAUUCCCUGGUGGAACUCAUGAACAUGGUGGAACGGUGGAGAGCCAAGACAGACUACGGACCAGUCGUUGUAGUUUCUCACGACGGAUGUGCCAGGUGUGGAGUUUACUGUGCAGCCAAUGCAUGCAUCGAGCAGGUGAUUCAGCACGGGGAAGUGGACGUGUUUCAGGCGGUCAAGACUGUGAGACGUCACAGACCGCAUCUGGUUCAAAAUAUGACCGAGUACAAGUACUGCUAUGACCUGGUUCUGCAUUACGUGCUGCAUUAUUUGCACAGAACUUAGCCGAUUUUGGAGGGAUUUCCACAAAAAGAAAAAGAGCUGCUGAUGAAUGCGCAGAAAAGACGACGGGAAGGAGACUGCUUAUAUUCUCUGCUGGAGUUCCUCAUUCCUCAUCGCAAUCAUGAUUUCGGGAUGUCCCUUUAUUCAUGGUUCUGCUGGUUGUCGUUGUUGCUGAGUUAUUUUUUCGUGGUGGAAUUCAGCCUGGCGGGAUUUUUUAUGGUUUUGAUUCGAAUUUGCUUGAAACUUUGACUGACUCAACUGCUGUGAUUAUGACGAAGGCAGAAGUUUGGUCACAAAGAUAUUUUCUAUUCCUUUGACGUAUAUUGGGCGGAAAAAAAGAUUUGGAAGAGAAUAAUCUCUUGACGACGAUGCAUUGGUUACCCAGCAAUUUUAUAGGCAUCAAAGUUCAACCCUAAUGCUGGAACUAUACACAAGGCGAAAGAAGUGAAAUAUCUCCUAGUCCUUCGGUUAGAUUUGCGAUUUCACCCUUGUUGUGAAAUGGAAAUUUAUUGUCAUUUUUCUGGAAUUUUGGAUGCUGCCGAUGGUGUAAGAUUUGAAUGCAGUACCCUGGAUUUUGUCAAAUUAUUGUAGCUCGCGAAGUGUCCUCUUCUUGAAAUGGUGGGCUCUGAAACAAAAUUACUGCAACUUCAAAUAGUUGUUUUGUCAAAUUUCCAAAUUUUUCUCAAGUUUUUAUACCUACGUGAUUAGUUUCUUCCAUAUAUAGUGUGUCAUAAAAUUACCAAAAAUAUGAUGAAUGCCCUUCUUGCUCUUUAUAAGAAUUACAACCCUGUCAUUCAUAACCAACGCAUUGCUUAUUUCGCAACUCAACGGGAAAAUUGUAAAUUCUUGACAUUGGAAACAUAAUUUUUUAUCCUGUAAUAUAACACAGUAUUUAAUACUGUAGUAUACUUCCAGCUGUUAACCUUUUUUUAUUGCUCAUAAUCCUCAUGUGUAUAGAAAAUUUUAAAUCAACAGUUGUCGUGUUAAUUUUUAGAAUUAAUUAUUCAGAUGAUCUGGCGCAGAAAAACAUAUGCUUGACGUGUAUUAUUAUCAACACAUUUCUGCUGGUUCAGCAAUAUAACUGUACAACUUAGUCUUGAAACAGGGUAAUUUACACGCGUCUUCUAUUCAAUAAAAUAUUUCAUCAAUUAUCUUAAAUUUUUGAUGUCUUAUACUUAUAGAGAUUAAUAUCGUAUUGUGAAAGAAGUGUGGUAAAAUGGAUAAUUAAUGGGAGUAUAAAAGCCUCAAAAUUAAUAGGAAUGCUUGGUACAGUAUAUUUUUGCCUCGCACAUUUGAAGGAAUUGGACGCUUCAGCAUUCUACAGUUUUAUUGUGUUCGAAUAUUGGAAAAUUCUGAAUUUCACUUGUAUUUUAGCCAGCUUGGAAUGAACGCAUGACUUGGAAACGGAA